GUCGACAGCAACGUGAGUUUCAUCCCAUCCAACGCAAUAGGGAAGACUUCCGCAUGGGCUGACAGAGACAGAAUACCGCGUCGCCAUCACCCCUCGAUCCGCCCUCACGCGACGCUCACAUCAUUCAGGAGGCCGCGCAAACACUUCAUCUUCCACGUCUGUUGUUGUAUCAUCAGACACCUGCAUCGGAGAGACAUUUGCGACUGGCGUUGUGAUCAAGCGUACGCUUUGUGUCGGGACAAUCACAGGAACAGCGACUAUUGUACUAUUACUGCUUUCCAGCUUGCCAUUGGAGCAUUGAAAUUGAAGGAGAAGUCAAAAGAGAGACGAAGGGAGGAGAAGAAGAGGAGGAGAAAACAAGAAGAAGAAGACGAAGAACCAAAAGAAGAAGAGGGGAAGAGGGGAAGAAGAAAGCGUUUAACUACUUACUUUGCCCGCGACGACGGACUUGUACAUAACUCACUCGCUGCAAACAGGUGCAUCAUCUGAUCAUAAAGCUCAUCUCUCGAUUGACGAUUGAUCUCUGAUCUGAGUGACAACACCUUGCUCUCGGCACUGUUGUGUCCCGCCAUAACCAUCCGUCGCAGUCUGCUUCCCCAUACCGCGCAUCCCCUGUGCCCAUCAUGUCGGGCGAGGACGAUACCUUCGAUCUCGACAUUUACGGCGAUGAAGAGAACCAACAGCAACAACAGCAGCAACAGCAGCAACAGGAAGAAAACCCAGAAGACCGCAUAGACUUUGGCGAUGACUCCUAUGACCAGAAUGGCAACGCCGACGAUGCCCAGCCAGACGCCAAUGCGGCCAUAAAAGAAGAUGCAUCACCGAACCAAACAGCAGCAGCAGCAGCCGGUCAAAAGCGCAAAGCCCCGGACGACGGCUACGAUGACCACCAAAACACAACCAAUGCUACUGCUGCUGCUGCUGCGCCCUCGAACUCUGCCACUUCCUCUGUCCGGCCCACCUCCUCCGCAGCAACCGCACAAGUCGAUCCUAACGCUACCCUCGCCCUCAAACUCUCUGAACUCCACUGGUGGACCACCGAAGAAGACCUCCGUUCCUUCUGCGCCACCGCAGGCGUAGAGUCCGAACUCGUCGACAUUGCCUUUGGUGAACACAAAAUCAACGGCAAAUCUCGUGGAGAAGCCUAUCUCGAAUUCUCCUCUCGAGAGGCUUGCUCGGCCGUCAAGAAAGCGGUGGAAGCUCGCGACGAGCCCGUCAAACAAGAAGAUGGCAAAGUGGCAUUAGAGGGCAAGAGAAAGAACCAGUUCCAAGUCUGGUAUGCAGAUCAGAGAUUGGGAAAUCCUUUCAAAGGACGCGAUUCCGGCCAGGCCACGAAGAAGGACGCUGGAGCGUACAACUCUGCACCCGUGCGAGGUGGUGGAUACCAGGGCGCUCGAGGCGGAGGUUUCCAGCCUCGGGGUGGCUUCCAAUCGAGAGGUGGUGGUGGUGGAUUCCAAUCCCGUGGCGGAGGCUAUCAACAACAACAGAACCCUCAAGCCUUCGGCAUGAAUGGCGCUGGUGGCGGUGCUGCCGGCUUUGGCAACGCCUACGGAGCUGCCAACCCCAUGAUGGGAGGCAUGAUGGCCAAUCCCAUGAUGGCCAUGGGCAUGGGCUUCCGAGGUGGUUUCGGCGGUGCUGGUAUGAUGGGUGGCGGUGGAGGAAUGCGAGGCAACUUCAACGCUCGAGGCGGAGGUUACGGUGGCUUUCGAGGAGGAUUCCAAGGCGGACAAGGUUUCCAACAGCAGCAACAGGGUGGAUUCCAACAACAGCAGCAGCAGGGCUACGGAAUGCAGACUGGAGGCGCGAAUAAAAGGCCUAGACAGGAGUGAGGAGACUUCAAGUUUAUACCUUGCCCUUGCUCCGUAGGUACAUGUCGAUGGCCGCGUAUGACGACGACGACGACGACGAAGACGACGAUGGAAAAUAAAAAGGGGGGAAUGGCGGGCUGGAAAGAUCCUUCAUGGCAUAUCCCAGCGAGAACUACCUACCUUCCCAUCUACGUACUCAGCCACAGCGCCCUUCUUCUUUUCUCUGUAACAUUACAGUAUAC
This is a messenger RNA of Sphaerulina musiva SO2202, 2050 nucleotides long. RefSeq lists its product as uncharacterized. Gene Ontology annotation, cellular component: mRNA cleavage and polyadenylation specificity factor complex. NCBI's taxonomy places the organism in Eukaryota, Fungi, Ascomycota, Dothideomycetes, Mycosphaerellales, Mycosphaerellaceae. The record is from RefSeq and is a predicted model, not a curated record. Gene Ontology annotation, biological process: mRNA alternative polyadenylation. Gene Ontology annotation, molecular function: mRNA binding. The coding region runs from base 624 to 1829 and encodes 401 amino acids. The transcript has 2 exons.